Thalassophryne amazonica is the source of this 954-nucleotide messenger RNA. RefSeq names its product high affinity immunoglobulin gamma Fc receptor I-like. Bases 39 to 941 code for a protein of 300 amino acids. NCBI's taxonomy places the organism in Eukaryota, Metazoa, Chordata, Actinopteri, Batrachoidiformes, Batrachoididae. The record is from RefSeq and is a predicted model, not a curated record. Gene Ontology annotation, biological process: cell surface receptor signaling pathway. The transcript has 5 exons. Gene Ontology annotation, molecular function: transmembrane signaling receptor activity.
UUAUAAUAUCCAUCACGGUCAGAAACGCAGCACUGGAAAUGGACACCAUGAUUUUUCUCCUUGUCAUUUCAACAUUACCAAGCUUUGCUGUAGCUGAAGUUGUGUCUGUAGUUCUUUCUGUGGCUCCAUUCCACACUUCAGUGGAACAGCUGACGAGCAAUUCAAGGAUUUUUUCUGGGGAGGGUGUCCAACUAAGAUGCCGCAUUCCUGAGGGCCAGAAGUCCACCUGGCAUUACCUGUGGUUUCAUGGAGCCACACAGCUGCCCCUGUCCACAGAGAACUUUACUCUGUGGAAUGCCAAGGUCAAAGAGGGUGGGGAAUAUUCCUGUCAGGGCGAGAGGGACACCAUGGUGGGACCCAUACGUACACUUAAAAGUCAGCCUGUGGAGAUACAUGUUGAUGGGGGGUGGGCUAUCCUGCAGGUCACACCACAUCCUGUCCUUGUUGGAGAGACCUUGAAGAUGACGUGCCGUGUCCGUAGAAACCCUAAGCUUAGUGAGGUGAUUCUGUACAAAGACGGAGUUGAGUUUAGAAGACAAUCUGGUUUCAACCCACAUUUCAACCUGACUGUGAGACUGGAAGACCAAGGACUGUAUUCUUGCAGAGCCACCUGGACCAUGCAGAGACGCUCACACUCUGUGAUUUCAGUGGCCACUCAGGUGUAUGUUUUAGAGGUUCUGACGAAGCCAGUUUUAGAGAUUGUUUUGGAAGAUAACACUCCAACAGUUUCGAUGCGACUUGUCUGCCAUCUCCAGUACAACAGCCCUGCUCCUGCUCCUCCCAUAAGUUACUAUUUCUACAGGAAUGGCACCCAACUGAGCACAUCGUCCUCUGAGAACAAUAUCCUGGUCAACCAAAAGCCAGGCCAAUACAGCUGCAAGGCCAGGGUCCCUAAGUUGGACCUGUUGAGGUGGAGUGACCCCAAAACUUUGGAAAAGUGAUAGGUACUAUGUU